UCCUUCUAUAUAUACAUCAACACCAAAGUCUUCUCUUUUCCAUAGCCAUUUAUCUCUUUUUAUUCUCCACCAUGGAUUCUUUUACCUGCUCAGCCUCAGAGCUAGCCCCUCUCCUCUCCACCACCACAAACUCCACUGCCGCCGCUGCUUACCUCUGCUCCAAGUUCACCACCAUAUCCAACCAGCUUUCAGACACAUCCUAUGCAGUUAACAAUACCUAUCUCCUCUUCUCUGCCUACCUAGUCUUUGCCAUGCAACUGGGUUUUGCGAUGCUCUGUGCAGGCUCUGUUAGGGCAAAGAACACCAUGAAUAUAAUGCUAACUAAUGUCCUUGAUGCUGCUGCUGGUGGUCUCUCUUACUAUCUCUUUGGCUAUGCUUUUGCUUUUGGAACUCCUAGUAAUGGUUUCAUCGGUCGCCAUUUCUUUGGUCUAAAUGAUUUCCCUUCUCCUUUGGGUGACUACAGCUUCUUUCUUUAUCAAUGGGCUUUUGCCAUAGCUGCUGCUGGUAUUACUAGUGGCUCUAUUGCAGAAAGAACCCAGUUUGUUGCUUACUUGAUAUACUCAUCUUUUUUAACUGGUUUUGUUUACCCAAUAGUUUCUCAUUGGGUUUGGUCUGCUGAUGGUUGGGCCAGUGCGUCCAAAUCUGAUAACAAUCUUCUAUUCGGGUCCGGUGCAAUUGACUUUGCUGGUUCAGGUGUGGUUCAUAUGGUUGGUGGUAUAGCUGGCUUAUGGGGUGCUCUUAUUGAAGGUCCACGCAUAGGCAGGUUCGACCGGUCUGGUCGAUCCGUCGCCUUACGUGGCCACAGUGCUUCGUUAGUCGUGCUCGGUUCGUUCCUCUUAUGGUUCGGUUGGUACGGGUUCAACCCGGGUUCAUUUUUAACAAUCUUGAAAAGUUAUGGGGAAAAUGAAGGGUAUUAUGGUCAAUGGAGUGCUGUAGGAAGGACAGCUGUCACUACCACAUUGGCUGGAUGCACAGCUGCACUUACAACAUUAUUUAGCAAAAGAUUAUUAGUUGGUCAUUGGAAUGUAAUUGACGUUUGUAAUGGUUUAUUAGGGGGUUUUGCUGCAAUCACCUCCGGGUGUUCAGUGGUAGAACCAUGGGCAGCAAUCGUAUCAAUCGUAUGUGGCUUUGUAGCAUCUUGGGUUUUAAUUGGGUGUAAUAAGCUCGCAGAGAAGUUUAAGUACGAUGAUCCACUAGAAGCCGCCCAAUUACACGGCGGCUGCGGGGCAUGGGGCCUACUAUUUACAGGGUUGUUUGCCACCAAGAAAUAUGUCAAUGAGGUAUACCCUAACAAGCUAGGGCGACCAUAUGGAUUGCUGAUGGGUGGUGGCGGAAAGCUGUUAGCCGCUCAGAUCAUUCAGAUCUUAGUGAUAUCGGGAUGGGUAACGGUGACAAUGGGCCCACUAUUUUACGGGCUUAACAAGUUGCGGUUGUUGAGGAUCUCAAGUGGAGAUGAGAUGGCAGGCAUGGACUUGACUAGGCAUGGAGGAUUUGCUUAUAUUUACGACGACGAAGAUGAUCCAUCACUUAAACCUUCAUUUAUGAUGAGAAGGGUAGAGCCUACUAGUGAAAGCACACCAAAUAAUCAACAUUCACCAACUAUGAAUGUUUGAUCAAAAUUUCUGUCACUUUCUCAAGAAAUUUUUUUUUUUUUUUCCAUGUGAUACAAAAUACAUAAAGAAAAUAAUUGAGUUGUUUCUAGGAAUUAAUCACCUGCAUGAUGUAUGAUAGAAUGCUAUAGCUGUUCUUGAAAGGGAGGGAAGGAUAUCAAGUGCAAGUAAUAAGUUGAGGACUUUUAGUUGUUCGCUUAUGCGUAUAAAAAAAAAAAUCAAAUUUGUACAAAUUGAUCGGUUGCUUAAGCAGUUUUUCCUAAUAUAUCAUUUAUA
This is a messenger RNA of Jatropha curcas, 1886 nucleotides long. NCBI's taxonomy places the organism in Eukaryota, Viridiplantae, Streptophyta, Magnoliopsida, Malpighiales, Euphorbiaceae. The record is from RefSeq and is a predicted model, not a curated record.